UAUUCCAAUUCCACCCCCGCUCCCUUUCCUAUUUCGUCCUCUUCCUCACCGUCCUUCUCCAUACCCUUCCACUCUCGAGAAACGAAAAAGGAAAAAGAAAAGAAAAGAAGGAAGAGAGAGAUGGCGGGGAAAGGAGGGAAGGGUCUUCUGGCGACGAAGACGACGGCGGCGAACAAAGACAAGGACAAGAAGAAGCCCGUCUCCCGGUCCUCGCGAGCUGGUUUGCAGUUCCCAGUUGGCCGGAUCCACCGGCAUUUGAAGUCAAGGAUUGCAGCAAAUGGUCGUGUGGGAGCCACUGCAGCUGUGUACUCAGCAGCAAUACUGGAGUAUCUGACAGCGGAGGUGUUGGAGCUUGCAGGGAAUGCGAGCAAGGAUCUUAAGGUGAAGAGGAUCACACCACGCCACCUUCAACUUGCCAUCCGAGGAGAUGAGGAGCUUGAUACCCUCAUCAAGGGCACCAUCGCAGGGGGUGGCGUCAUUCCCCAUAUUCACAAGUCCCUUAUCAACAAAUCUUCAAAGGAAUGACCAUGGAGGUUCUUUAUACAUAGAGAUUUGUUACUGUUAGUGGCCAUGUAUGUCUUCUUAUUUAGAUGUGUUUCUUAACUCUAAUUGUGAACCUGUAGGUUUAAAUUAGAACAAGCUCAAAACUCUUAACUAGGAUUGCUGGCUUCAGGAUUCUUCAUGAUUUGCUUUAGACCUUCUGUUGUUUAGACCAGUGUUUGGCAUUUGGUGCGUUCGUAUAUAAUUUAAUUCCAAUUCCAAGUGCUUCUUACUGCUCAAAAA
This is a messenger RNA of Phoenix dactylifera (date palm), 783 nucleotides long. Its product is annotated as putative histone H2A variant 3. NCBI's taxonomy places the organism in Eukaryota, Viridiplantae, Streptophyta, Magnoliopsida, Arecales, Arecaceae. Gene Ontology annotation, cellular component: nucleosome. The record is from RefSeq and is a predicted model, not a curated record. Gene Ontology annotation, molecular function: structural constituent of chromatin; DNA binding; protein heterodimerization activity.